Molecule: messenger RNA, 219 nt
Organism: Colletotrichum gloeosporioides
Lineage: Eukaryota; Fungi; Ascomycota; Sordariomycetes; Glomerellales; Glomerellaceae
Exons: 3
Coding region: 1-219 (72 amino acids)
Source: RefSeq, a predicted model, not a curated record
AUGCAUUUCACAUCGACAACCUUCUUCCUCACCGCAGCCGUCAUCCUGCAAGGCGCUACAGCUCAAUUUUGCACGGGACCCCCCGCAGAUUGCAACUUCGAGGACUGCCGAAUCAACUACGCUGAUCCGUGGGCAGCCUGCAAAACAAAGUGCACCCCCAACUCGGGUAGAGAUGCUGCUGUAUCCUGCUGCUCUGGGGCUCUGUACUGUCCCGCUUAG